CUGGUUUUUAGGUGUUAGGUUGGACAUGGAGCAUGUGGUUGUUGCAGUGAAGGGUUAUACAACUUGCAGACAAACAAAUCCCCCCGGUAGUAAUGUAAUUUCACAAUAUUUAAAGGGCUUUUUGUAAAUCAGAAUUUUUUAUAUUCCACAGGUGGGUUCUCUUCUUCUUCUUCUCUCUCUCUCACCGAGUCACUCCCACUGUCAGAAAAAGACUGGUCUGGGGUGGAAUUCCAAUCUUCAAAUUCCUUCAAACAAGUCAUUUCCUUUUUGGGAAUGUUUCGAGCUCUGAGUUGUGUUUUCAUGGAGGUUUCUCUGUUACUUGAAAUGGGUUGGUGAUGUUGCUUUAAGAUAAUGCUUCUGGCAAGCGAAUUCAAAGGUUCCUUUACAGCUCUGACGAAGUUUGGAUAACACAUAUAGAAGGACACUUUUUGGCAACAGACUACUCUUCAAUGCAAGCAUCGAAGCAGCAAAGAAGUUCAGGGAUGUCAAACCGGUUGCAUUAUCAGCCAAUCCAAGAAGUAGAAGCCUACUGCUUGCCUCGGUUCCAAACUUUGGACCCCCAGCUACACUACAACGAGAGCUGCCAAAGUACCCAUCUCCCAAUGCAGAGUUUCGGCUACUGCACUUUGGAGUCUUCCUGGUCUGAUGGUAGCUACACCAUUUAUAACUCCCCAUCAAAUGUCAGCUUCUCACCUAGUGGAAGCCCAAUGUCACAGCAAGACUCUCAUUCGUAUCCGUCUGAGCGGUAUCAUUCCCCUGACCAGACCUACAGCCCUCCGAUAAGUGGAUCCUGCAUAACUGAUGAUGCACCUGACUUCAAGUACAAGCUGAAACAAUUAGAAACUGUAAUGCUGGGUCCUGAUUCGAAUAUUCUUGAUAACUAUUGCAUCAAUGUCCCAAAUGGAGCGAGCAAUACCCUGCCAGACACGGACAGCUGGGGACAGAUUAUGGAAACAAUCUCUAAAAAGGAUUUGAAGCAAGUCCUCAUCUUCUUCGCAAAAGCAGUAGCUGAUAAUGAUCUGUUAAUGGCACAAUGGAUGAAGGAUGAGUUACGCCAGAUGGUAUCAGUUUCAGGUGAACCGAUUCAGAGGUUGGGGGCAUACUUGCUGGAAGGACUAGUUGCACGGAUGGCAUCCUCAGGGAGUAACAUUUACAAAGCACUGAGAUGCAAAGAACCAGCGAGUUCUGAGCUCCUCUCUUACAUGCACAUUCUUUAUGAGGUUUGUCCCUACUUCAAGUUUGGGUACAUGUCUGCAAAUGGAGCCAUUGCAGAAGCCAUGAAGGACGAGAACCGAGUUCACAUCAUUGAUUUCCAAAUUGGUCAGGGGAGUCAGUGGAUCACUCUAAUCCAGGCUUUUGCAUCCAGACCUGGUGGACCACCCCAUAUCCGUAUAACAGGUAUUGACGACUCCAUGUCAGCUUAUGCCCGUGGAGGAGGACUAAAUAUUGUGGGAAAGAGGCUGUCUAAACUUGCUGAGUUGUUUAAGGUGCCGUUUGAGUUUCAUGCUGCAGCCAUGUCUGGCUGCGACGUUCAGCUGGAGCAUCUUGGCGUUCGACCUGGGGAGGCUUUGGCUAUGAACUUUGCAUUCAUGCUGCACCGCAUGCCAGAUGAAAGUGUCAGCACUCAGAACCAUCGGGAUAGGCUGUUGAGGUUGGUUAAGAGCUUGUCUCCGAAAGUGGUGACCCUUGUUGAGCAAGAAUCUAACACAAAUACUGCUGCAUUUUAUCCACGCUUUGUAGAAACUCUAGAUUACUACACAGCUAUGUUUGAGUCAAUUGAUGUUACUCUUCCGAGGGAUCACAAGGAGCGGAUCAAUGUGGAGCAACACUGCUUGGCUAGGGAGGUUGUUAACAUAAUAGCGUGUGAGGGCAUUGAGAGGGUGGAAAGACACGAACUUGUUGGGAAAUGGAGGUUGCGCUUCGCAAUGGCUGGAUUUACACCAUACCCUCUAAGCUCAUUGGUAAAUGCCACCAUCAAGACGCUGCUAGAGAACUACUCAGACAAAUAUCGACUUGAAGAGCGAGAUGGAGCACUCUAUCUUGGUUGGAAGAACAGAGAUUUGGUUGCUUCUUGCGCAUGGAGGUGCAAACCGAGCACGAAUUGAUGCUUCUUUUUCCGAAUGGAGGUGAGGCAAGCUUAGAGAACAGAACAUGUUUUUUCAUGUGUUCGUACAAUUGUAAGCUGCCAACUGUUGUAAGGAGCCAUUUCAUGGUUGUCUCAGAGAGAGAGAGAGAGAGAGUUGGCCUGGAUUGGCCAAAUGUUUUUUUUUUUUCCUUCCUUUUUUUAAGGAAGUUUAAGUCUAAAUACCAUCAAAUAAAGAGAACUGAAGGAAAGGACUGGGAGAUUUCUUUUCCAUGUUCAUCAUACUCUAA
This is a messenger RNA of Pyrus x bretschneideri (Chinese white pear), 2373 nucleotides long. Its product is annotated as scarecrow-like transcription factor PAT1. Gene Ontology annotation, biological process: regulation of DNA-templated transcription. The record is from RefSeq and is a predicted model, not a curated record. Bases 450 to 2105 code for a protein of 551 amino acids. Gene Ontology annotation, cellular component: nucleus. Gene Ontology annotation, molecular function: sequence-specific DNA binding; DNA-binding transcription factor activity. Lineage: Eukaryota; Viridiplantae; Streptophyta; Magnoliopsida; Rosales; Rosaceae. The transcript is spliced from 3 exons.